CGCUAGCCGGCUUGGCUUCAGUGUGAGAACAGCGCUUCUUGUGACCGUGUUGAGGUGCAGUCAAGACUUCGUCGUUGACAUAGAGGAAAAAAUACCACCAUGUACCGAAUGCUCGUCGCGAUUUUCUUCCCGCUUAUGGCCCUUUCGUCGGCAGCGAUGGCGUCUUUAGAGCAUCAACCUGAGCCACUGUCAAUUUUUCAAGACACAAACACGUUCUAUAAAAUAAAACCUGAUACCUCCAUCCGAGAGCAGCAUUCACACCAGUACUUCCCAACCAAUAAAUUCGACGACGAAGAGUACUAUUACAGCGAAGAUGUUACCCAUCAUCUAGAUGAAUUCAAAGAAGAAGACUAUACUGAGGUAACAGUACCUUACGUUGAAUCCAAUACUGUAGAGAAUAAUACCAAUGAAUCAAUUGAAGCUUCCAGAAACGAAGGUUACAUGAGUUACCUUCCCUCGCUUCCGGACGUGGCUUCAAACUGGAAGACCACAUUGAUAACCCUCAUAGACACUGUCCACAAGGCCACAAAGAUUUACCAAAGCAAACGACAAGAACUAUCGGCAAAUCUUGAUGGAAAUAAAACAGACCGAGCCUCCAAAUCUCACAGCUCAGUGCCAACUUCUUUGGUAAGUUUGAUUUUGAACCCACGGUCGUUCGACGAGCUGGUAGAAGUCGGCCGAUCGGCGCAUUCUGAAGACGAAGUUCUGGAAGGCCUUGCCUCAGUGGUGCUUAAAGCCGAAGGGCGCUACGGAUCUUCCCUAACUCUGGACCCCGUUACAGUCAUUGCACUUCUAACUCUAGCGGCUUACCUCAUUAGAGCUGUGUACCAAAUCCUCAUCACGAAUAACAACGGACGAAGUUUAGACUACGAAUAUCCUUCACAGCUGCACGCCGCUCUCGCUGGGCCUGCUGCACCAGAGAAGCUCGCACAGAUCGCGGAGUUCAUCACGCGGUACGACCAUACUAGACACGCCAGAUCGCCAGAAGAAGACCAACAAAUCAACAGCCUUGACAUCGUCGACGCGGUGGCCAACAACAGCGUCUUAUCGGCGCCGGGCAGCGUAGCGGCGCUGUUAAAACUCGGCCGCGAGGGCCACGACGGCUGCGUGCGACUGUACACCUGUGAGCAUCUCGGCACCAAGAGCGUCUUUAGCUACAGUUUCGACCAAUUCAUCAUCGCUGGCAUGGGGCUCUACUUGAGCCCCACGGACAGAUGGUCCUGGCCGGACCCAGCGGACUAUCUCGCCGGGCCCGUCGACCAUUGCGCCAGCUACAGAGGGCAGUGCAAGCAAGAGGCGAUGACAGAAGCUGUGCACAUGAGAGAUCUGUUCACUCAGACGUUCACGAAGCUGUUCCACUUCCUUGCGACUGCUCGAAAAGCGCGGAGACAGAGUUCCGCGAGGCAAGCUUCGGCGCCCUCAAAUUCAGAUAAUUAAGACUUUGCUGUAAUUUUGGCACGGUAUUUAUUUGAAAUAUUUAUUCCUAUGCCUGAAAUCACUAGACCUUCAUCUAGCAAGGCAACCAGAGUGUCUUCCUACAACCAAUGUUAUCCUAUAUCGAAAAAAAAUUUUGUCGCAAAACUUCCUGCGUGCGCUAAAUGCAUGGUUCAGCCUUCUAUUUUAUGAGCUCUUAGGUUUACGUAAAGUCUUCGAAAAUUUAAUUAUGAUCUGGCGUUAAGUGACUAAUGAAAGAAAGAUAAAAUAUAUAGAGCCAAUUGGAAGUGAUGGACAUGUUCGAUCAUCAAAUAGAAGCAAAAAGGUCGAUCGGGUCGUUCCGUUUGAGUUUCCAUCGAACCCGUAGAUCUCGUACAAAGACUUCGGAUCAACUAAAUACGCUAAAAAUACUAAUUCGCCACCUUAUAUCAAAAGCAAUCAUCGGACAGCAAAUUCAAUAUUCAACUCGAUCCAACCAUGACACUUCAUCCGUAAUGCAUAGGUAUCUCGCUUUCAACAUUAAUAUGGGCAUUUUUGUACGUUGAGCUAGGCAUAAACGUUAAUAAUUAUAAUCUGUAAGUGUGCUAAACCUUGCGCUAUCUUGCCAAGAAAUUAUGUCCAAACACGCAAAUUCCGCGAAUUUCGUUCCGGCCACAAAAAUUUCUCUUAUCAGUAAACGCAAGAAAUAAAUGAUGCUAAUUUGCUUUCAAGUACACGUCAUCACACGGCGAAGCAAAGUGACCCAGGGCAGGGUGGUCCAAUGGUUACAGUUCCGAGUCCCAAGAUUGGCGCAGAGAGGCGCGGGUUCGAUCCCAGCUCUGUGCGCCAG
Messenger RNA from Hyalella azteca, 2263 nucleotides. RefSeq lists its product as uncharacterized. The transcript has 5 exons. The record is from RefSeq and is a predicted model, not a curated record. Lineage: Eukaryota; Metazoa; Arthropoda; Malacostraca; Amphipoda; Hyalellidae. Bases 100 to 1437 code for a protein of 445 amino acids.